CUCGUCAACUACCGCCCAUACCUAGUUCAGCCUGGUAGAACCCCCGGGCCCGCGCUUGUUGGUGGGCUGUUCGUACCGUCCACACCGUUCAGCCCAUCAAGGGUCGUGCCCGUGGCACCUGCGUACCUAUCUACCACCUACCACCUACCACCUACCACCUACCUUGGCCGGGACCUAAUCAUUAGUAGCCUCACCCCAUUUCACCAGGGCCUCGACCCUGACCCUCCCCUUCAGAUCGCUGUGUUGGGCAGGUCUCCUCAUGGCGGCGUCGGGGACACUCUCAAGAUAGCCUUGGGAACUCUCCGCCUCAGAGAUGCCCACCAUGAAGCCGAAUUGGCACACGGAGAAGGCGACCCAGCUCCUGCGAGAGCACCGCGAGGAGCAUGCAGACCCCGACUCGCCGGUGGUAUGCAAGUGCCAGUGCUCAAAGUUUCCCAAGGAUGGCAGCUUCACAUACAAAGAGAUCAACUACAUCAUGGGCCGCAUCGUGGACGAGAACGGAUCCGUCGAGCUGGUCAAGGCCCUCCUCGACCUCGGCGGCGACGUCAACCACAUCCGCCGCAGCAGCUCGAGCCUGUGGAAGAAGGUUGCCCGCCGGAACCAGCAGCCCGAGCGCAGCGACGUGCUCCAGAUUGCCACCGUCCGCUGCGGGCCGACGCUCGUCGAGGCCCUCGCCGCCAAGGCGGACCAGGAGAACCUCGACAACGCACUGCACUACGGGCUCCUACGGCGCGACCUGGACAUAGUCGGCGUCCUGCUCAAACACGGCGCCGACCCGGCUCCGCUCCACGAGGACUUCGAGAAGGCCAUGAUCUGCAGCGAGACCGACAUCAUCAGGCUGCUCGUGUCGGGCCCCAAGCGCCCCUGCGUCGACUGCCUCUCCGUCUCCCUCACAAUGGCGGUGCAGAACAGCGCGACGGAGAUCCUGCGCCUGCUGGUGGCCGCCGGCGCAGACCCCAACUACGGCCUGGGUGCCGCCAUGGCCAUGGCCGUCGGCGCCAACAAGAUUGACUACCUCAGGAUCCUCAUAUCAGGCCCGACACGCGCCUCCGAGGCCUCGCUCGACAUCGCGCUCGGCGUCGCGCACCAGAACCUGUGGGAUAGCGACGACGCAACGCAGCGGCAGAUGAUCGACAUUUGCCUGCGGGCCGGCGCGCGCGGCGAGCGCACCGAGCGGCUCUUCACGUCGGGCCUCGUCAACAGCGUCAAGAAGAGACAGUCCCGCCUGCUCGAGCUGAUCCUGCAGAACGCCCGCCCCGCCGACCCCUUCCACACCUUGGCCGUCCUCGAGGCCAUCAAGGGCAACCAGACCGUCACGCUGGCACGACUGCUGAGGCUGAGCCCUUCGCAGGGCUGCAUGGUCACCGCGACGGCGCAGGCAAUGAAGAUCAAGGACAGCGAGGUCAUGUACGAGACGGUGGCGCUCCUGCUGUCGAUGGGCGUGCGGGGCCGGCCCGUCGGGGAUGCCUUUGUCCAGUGCGUGCGACUGCUCAGCCGCGGGCAGGCCAGCCCCGGCGGCCCGGACCCGUUCCACCGGGAGCUGGGGAAACUCCUCCUGGGCGCAGGCGAUGCCGACAUCAACCAGUCGCAGGGCGAGGCCCUCCGAAUCGCCAUAGUAUCGAACCUGAGGCAGGUCGUUUGCGCCGUCAUGGACAAGCGGCCCGCCCUGCCGACCCUCGAGGCCGCGCUGCCAGCCGCGAUGCGCGUGAGGGACGCGACGUACAAGAUGGAGGUGGUGCAAAUGCUGCUACUCGGUGGGCUCGAGGGUCCCGUGGUAGACAAGACCCUCGUCGAUGCCGUCAACGCCGCACCCAGGAAUACGCCGCUGGUAGAGCUCCUCCUGACGGUGGCGUCGGUCGACCACAACGCCGGCGAGGCGCUCGUGGGCUGCAUCCGGAACCAGGACCUGGAUCUGCUCAGGCUCAUCCUCGCCAAGCGUCCGGGCCGGCAGGCCGUAUCCUCGGCGGCGCGCGCCGCCAUGGACCUCGGCACCGUGGACAGGCGGACGACCAUCGGCGAGCUCAUUGGCAACUUCGAGACUGAGCACCUCAAUUUCUGCCUCGUGCAGGCUAUCGGCAUGCCGAAGAGGGAUAUGACCCUCGUGGGCAUGCUGCUCGACGGCGGCGCGCGGCCCGAGCUCGACGGCGGCGUCUGCAUCAAGCUCGCCGCUAUGACCUCUGACAUAAUCCUGCUCCGGCUGCUGGCCGCCAAGACGGGCGCCAACGAGAAGGUGUACACUGACGCUCUCGCGCAGCUCAUCUCCACGGACCACUCCUGGAUGUCACAGUCUCGCGUCGAGAUUGUCGAGCUUCUCCUCAAGCACGGCGCCUCGGGACACGUGGUAAACCGGGCUCUGCUCGAUGUCGUCCAGGCAAUGUUGCCAUCUCGCAGCCCCAAGAUGCCAGCCAGCCCCAGAACUCCCAGGAGUCCCAUGAGGCCGAUGAGUCCUAUGAGCUCCAUGAGUUCCAUGAACCCCGUGCAUCCGACGACCCCCAAGAAACCCCUGAGAUCGAUGAGCCCGAUGAGCUCCAUGAGCCCCGUACACCCGACGAGUCCCAGGAGCCCUGCGAGCAUCAGGUCAGCCUCCUCACAGUCUUGUAAUCUCCCGGCCGAUUCGCUCCUCGACCUCCUUCUCGCGCACGGCGCAGACGUGAACUUCGAGGGCGGAAAGCCCGCCCAACUGGUGGCACGCUCCGGCGACCGGCACUCCCUGCGCAAGUUCCUGGCCCAGCGCGGCGCGAGCCAGCGGACGGCCACGGCGGCGCUCUACGCGGCCAUCACGGCCGGCCACAGCGAGGCGCGCCUCCUGGAGCUGAUCGACGUGCUGUCGGACCACAAGGCGGCCGCCUCGCCCGACUUCAGCGCGGCCCCGGCCGACGGCAUGAUGCCGCCCGUCUUCCUCUGCCUGGCCGCCUACCCGCGGUCCACCAUGGUGAUCAACCGCCUCAUCAGCGCGGGCUGCAGCCUGGACCAGACCGUGGCACAGAUUGUGUACGGGCCGUUGUCGGACAGCGGGAGGGACACGCCGCCGUUUGGGCAGGAGCCGGUCAACGCGCUCAUCUGGGCGCUGCUGCAGCCGAGCCACAGGAUCAGUUCUGCCGUCAUCACAGAGCUGGCGGAACAAGGAGGCAACGUCAAGUUUACGACCACCAGAAGCAGAGUUACGCCCCUGCUCUUGGCGGCCAACACGGGCCGGCCGGGCCUCGUCGACAAGUUCAUCCGCCUCGGCGCCAGCGCGUCCGGACAGGACGCCUUCGGGCGGUCGGCGCUCUUCUACGCGUCGCGCAUCGGCAACCACGAGUCGGUGGUGCUGCUCCUGAAGCAAAAGGUGCCCGCCGACGACGGCAGCCUACACGAGGCGGCGCGCAACUUCCAGGUCGACGUCAUGGAGAAGCUGAUCGCGGCGGGCCACGAUCCCAACUUCCGCUCCUGCCAGCACCACGGCCACACGGCCCUGACCGAGAUGGCGAGCAAGGGCUCCGUCCCAGAGGACCUCGACGCCGCCGAGGCCGCCGUCGACCUGCUCAGGCGUGCCGGCGCCGACCCGCUGCUCCAGGUCGGCGGCAAGACGGCCGUGUUUUGGGCGCUCGAGAACAACGGCGGCAGCCGGCGCAGCAGCCGGGCCAGCGGUGGAAGCCAGUCCGUGGGCGGCGGCGGCGGCGGCGGCUGCAGCGGCGCCGAGGCUAUAACGAAGGUGCUGCUUGAGGGCAUCCUGUACAAGACGCUGGGCGACGAGCGUAACGUGUUCCGCGACGCGGCCGUCGAUGGCUUUUUCUACUACUCGCCCACCAUGUACCUGUCCAAGGGCCGGUCCAACGCGACGCCCGAGGUGGCGCAGGCCCUGCUCGCGCUGCUGCGGACCCAUGCCGCCGUCGACCGCUUCUACGCCGGCGCCGACGCCGACGAGCAGCCGCCCGACGCGGUGGGCAUGCCCGAGGAGAUCCGCGAGGUCGAGCGCGAGCGCAGGGCCAGGCGGCUGCGCCAGCAGAGGGCCGAGGAGGAGGCGGCGGC
This is a messenger RNA of Gaeumannomyces tritici R3-111a-1, 4011 nucleotides long. RefSeq lists its product as hypothetical. The transcript is spliced from 2 exons. Lineage: Eukaryota; Fungi; Ascomycota; Sordariomycetes; Magnaporthales; Magnaporthaceae. Gene Ontology annotation, cellular component: cytoplasm; nucleus. The annotation marks the transcript as partial. Gene Ontology annotation, molecular function: protein binding. The record is from RefSeq and is a predicted model, not a curated record.